AUGGGCUGGGCAACACGAAAGGUAGCGGAAUCUGCGGUUGUCCGUGUGCGAGGUGUAAUUCAUGACCGGUUCGGAUGCAUUGAGGCCUCUGAGGCCCUCAAUCGAGGGUUCUUCACGAGUUUCGCCCGACGAGCCGAAUUCAAAGCGAAAGAAUGUUCGCACAGCAUGCACCACGUGCAAACGGCGCAAGUUGAAGGAGCCUCAUGCGCCAUCGAUGAAGAUGGCGACCAGCGGCGGAAGCAUGUCCUUAAACGAAAACUCGACUCACUGGACGAGAAAGGCCAUCUUCUGGAUCGACUCAUCGCCACCCUCCAGGAAAGCGACAGGACCUAUGCUGCGCAGAUAACAAAUCUCAUUCGCAGCCAUGCAUCACUGGACGAGAUCAGAGCCUUUAUGGACGACCUGAUGGAACGCCCCCGGCUGGAAAAGACUCCAGAACUAAUCGAGGCAUGUCAUAGUGUUCAGCAGUGGCACGAGUCGCAAAGAAGAGCAGUUCGUCCCAGGCCGGAACCGAAGCAAUUAUCCGACAUGGCGCUAUUCCGAGUACCCGCCCACCCAUGGACGAGUAUCACGGAGGAUGACGACUUUGUGUCACAUUUGAUAUCACUGUGGUUCACUUGGGCACACCCGUUCCUGAACUGGAUUGAUAGAGACUUGUUCAUCCGAGAAAUGCAAUCGGGAAAUAUAGAUUCCGAAUUUUGUUCUCCAUUCCUGGUCAAUAUUAUUCUUGCAGAUGCUUGUGCAUACUCUGACUAUCCCGAAGCAUAUGCCAUUGCGGCCGAACAGUGGUCCCGAGGGCUCCACUUUUAUAAAGAGGCCAAGCGUUAUUUUGAGAAAGAUGCCGGCAAAGGAAAGAUUGCGACUCUCCAAGGGAUGGGUGUGCUAUAUCUUUGCACAUGCAUGAUUGGCAGGGACCGCAUUGGAUGGAGGUACCUUGGUGACCUUGCACAUGGAGUCCACGAACUGGCUGAAAGGCGUGGACCAACACCUGAAGACGCUGACCAAGAUACAAUACGCAAAUUGAAAGCAACUGACCAUAUGAUCUGGGGGCUGUUCACACUAGCGUCGAUGACCGCACUUUCAUAUCAGAGGUCAGCACCGAUAAAAGUGCCGCAGAUACCUUAUCCGCUGGUGGGCCGCGAUGUUCAUCGCGAGAAAUGGUCCAACUAUCCUCUCCAAUCCGAAACAACCAAAGCCCAUACUCAGUGUCUGUCCAAGGCCCUUAAUGACGUGAGCCUUAUCACGUACGACCUGACUUGGUCUCUAUUCAACCGUGGUAACGAAGAGCAAACCCUCAAUGUCGAGGACGAGCAAUGCCACGCCACAUGUCUUGAGUCUUCAGUUUGUCAUCCUUCCCCUGGGAAAGAGAAGUUGUUAGAGCUGACCAAAGUCAACACCAGCCUGAAAUACCACACCAUUAUCCAAACAAUAUUCGGCGUCGUAAAGGACCUUCCCAAAGCUGAGGACUGUGACGAAAGUGCGGAAUGGCUGCAUGAAACUCGCCAAGGAGCCCAAAAGCGCUGUAUCGAGUCGGCUCUGGCGAGCGGUGACUUGAUCGACAUCCAUUGUGAUUUAUGGGGCCUAGAUCAAAUGCCACCCGUCAAUAUCCAGUGGGUAACUGUUUCCAUGUUCACUCUCCUGCCGUACUUGGAGGACGGAGAGAAAAACCGCAAGGCCUUUACUAGUCUGAGCAUUGCGGCCAAGGCGUUCUCAAACCGGUGGUCACUGGGCAAGGGAAUGCUCCGGUUGUUCCAAGUGACAUCCAAGCAAAUGGAGAUAAAGCUGCCAGCUGAGACAGACGCUCUGUACACUGACUUCGAGACCAACACCUGGAGUCGAGAAGACCGCAAGAUCCUUAACAGCCAGUAUCCCAACUUUAUCAAUUCAAUGAAAGGCGGGCAGGUGGACGAGAUCGAGCUCGACAUGUUCUUGAAUAAAUUCGAUGAUUUGCAUCUUGAUGACGACAGUGAUGAGGAAGGCUCAGAGGCAUUCGAUUGA
Molecule: messenger RNA, 1998 nt
Organism: Penicillium cataractarum
Lineage: Eukaryota; Fungi; Ascomycota; Eurotiomycetes; Eurotiales; Aspergillaceae
Exons: 7
Coding region: 1-1998 (665 amino acids)
Biological process (GO): DNA-templated transcription
Molecular function (GO): DNA binding; zinc ion binding
Source: RefSeq, a predicted model, not a curated record